Molecule: messenger RNA, 291 nt
Organism: Lactuca saligna
Lineage: Eukaryota; Viridiplantae; Streptophyta; Magnoliopsida; Asterales; Asteraceae
Source: the annotation of a GenBank genome assembly
AUGGGUAGGCAUAAGAGAUUAUUCAUCACCUCAAAUGAUAUCCCUAUUGAUAGUGAGAUUAAUGAUCAAAGUUAUGAGCUUUCUGCAACUGGAGGAGAUCAAUCAGCUGGAACAAAUUAUGGUGACAUAAGUGUUUGGGAUGUCGGAAUUCGAGAAAGGAUGGUGUAUAAACCUUUCAAAGUUUGGGAUUUAUCUUCUUGCUCAAUGUCUUUUCGGACAAUCUUGGAAGAUAAUGCAUCAGGUUGUGUUAAUCAGUGCACAUGGGACCAGAUGGAUCAAUACUUGGUAUAA